UGUGUGCCCUCGAGGCGACCCCGUCGAUGCUCACUUGUCUUCCGCCAGUCUGCUGCCAGCCGGCCGUCCAUAAACUGCCAAUCAACAAACCGGCUGCCUGCCCGUCUUUCUGUGCUGCGCGAUAGAGCUGUGAGAAUUUAUGACGGAGCGUUCUUGAACUGCGGAGGGCUCAGCAAAUCUUUUCGCUUGUACAGAGAAACUAACGUAGCACAGAACGGAGCACAGAACGGAGCACAGAACGGAGCACCCAGUAACGUCGCAACCCGCAGUGGUGCGAUAGCUAUACACUGACGACAGCACUUGGUUUGCGGCGGAUCCCAGUAUCAACCAUCGAGACAAUGGUGUUAUCUGACAUCUAAUGUGCCUGGAAGAAGAGAUCCUUGUUCUUAUCUGUGAAACUGGUGAUUUUAAGGAGCAUCAUAGUAGGAUCUUCAUUCACCAGGGCUCAUCGAGUCUCUUCGCAUCACAUUCAACGAAAUUGAGUUUGGGUUUGGGUGCUACUAGAUGGCUUGGGAUGAAGCGAAUUGGCGAAGUUUCACAUUGCCUCUGGCGAAAAGCUAGUCGCCGAAAUUUGCGCAGGCCGUUCGUCGCUUUAACUAGAGGACGACGCCUCAUUAUAGACCAAAACGGUAGCACUGCAGGCGGAGAUUUUGAAUUAAGACAAACGAAAGAACGGAUGAUUGGACGGAAGGAGGAAGGAACGAAAGGACUUUGGCUGACGGGUGGGCAGAUGAAUGAGCGGAUGAAUAGAUGCACGGGCGAGCGAAUUAACAAAUGUUACACGAAAUUUAAUUAUAUCAUAGUAGACAAGGUAGUGAAUUAUAUUGUUUUAUCUGCACGAGAAAAAUCAAUUCCUAUUUUAUUGAAACUACAGGUGAAGUUGAUGAUAGGAGAUUAUUUAGAUGGGGGAUGUUGUGUUCUGAGAAACCAACCAGGCCACGACUACGCAGUGAAAACUUGUCUCAAUUGA
Molecule: messenger RNA, 970 nt
Organism: Gryllus bimaculatus (two-spotted cricket)
Lineage: Eukaryota; Metazoa; Arthropoda; Insecta; Orthoptera; Gryllidae
Source: the annotation of a GenBank genome assembly